AUGGUCCGCAGCAUCCGUCUAGGCGUGAUUGUACCAUCCUCCAACACCGUCCUUGAACCGCUGACAUCGGCCAUAGCCUCAUCGAUUGACGACACCGAUGUUAAAGUGAGUGUUCACUACUCUCGCAUUCGCGUCACAACCAUCGACACAUCUGGCAAUGCAAAUGCUCAAUUUUCACUGGAGCCCAUGGUAGCUGCUGCUCAUCACCUCGCCGACGCCGCAGUAGACGUUAUAGGUUGGAGUGGUACAUCGUCGGGUUGGCUGGGGUUCGAACAAGACCAGGUUCUCUGCAAAGCCAUCCAGAAAGCCACAGGGAUUCCAGCGACCAGCUCAAUCUUGUCCUUGAAUGAACUCCUUCACAGAAUUAAAUCAAAGAGGCUUGGGUUGGUAACCCCCUACGUCGCCUGUGUCAACCAAGCUAUUCGAAAAAAUUACAAAUCGAUAGGCUACGAGAUCACACCUGGUCGGGAACGGUUCUUAAGCAUGACGAACAAUUUUGAUUUCGGCAACGUGGACGAGUCACAGAUUGAUGCGAUGGUGAGCGAGGCUGUCGAUGCAGGCGCUGAUGUCGUUGCUAUCUGCUGCACAAAUCUCCGCGGCGCAACAAGAGUACCGACAUGGGAACACGAUCACGCAAUCGUGGUCCUUGAUAGUGUGGCUACGACGGUCUGGGGCAUGCUACAAGUCACAGGAGUUGACCCAGGCUCUGUUAAAGGAUGGGGUUCACUUUUCAAGACGUGA
This is a messenger RNA of Exophiala spinifera, 741 nucleotides long. RefSeq lists its product as uncharacterized. The coding region runs from base 1 to 741 and encodes 246 amino acids. The record is from RefSeq and is a predicted model, not a curated record. NCBI's taxonomy places the organism in Eukaryota, Fungi, Ascomycota, Eurotiomycetes, Chaetothyriales, Herpotrichiellaceae. The transcript has a single exon.